AUGAGAAGAAUAUAAACUCGUCCACUUUUAAUAUUAAAACCAGAAAAUGAUGAUUUCCCUUUUGAUAUCAAAGAUGUUAAUAUAAGUGACAUUAAACAAAUCGAUUAUUUUAGAAUGUACAAUUCUUUAAAAAUGGUGUUGGAAAAGCUAAUAGAAGAACAAGUAAUAGUAUUAAAUUUAUUUAGCCAUUGCAAUAAAAAUUACAAACUAAUAUAGAUUUUGCAUUCCAAGUCUUUUUGCAAAAAGAUUAAAUAUCAUCUUAAUAACAAAAAGCCGGAAAAAAAAAUCAAUCAUAACCUUUUUUAAAAAAAGAAAUCUUAUAGCUAGUCGAAAUAUUAUCCUAAAUGGGAUUUUCAGAUAAAUAAAUACAGGAAAGGUUAUAAUUGAAUCCUGAGCAAACAUUUAAUGGUAUUACCUAACAUUCAGAAAUUUAAGAAGGAGAUUAAUAAUCAGGAAAAAAAUAUAGUAAAGAAAAGUAAAAGUAAGGAUAAAUUAUUGACAAACAAAAACUCUAAUAAGAGCAAUAAUUCCAUUCUGAUGAUGAGCCUGAACAAAAUUGAA
Molecule: messenger RNA, 561 nt
Organism: Paramecium pentaurelia
Lineage: Eukaryota; Ciliophora; Oligohymenophorea; Peniculida; Parameciidae
Source: the annotation of a GenBank genome assembly